AUGAAGAAAAUGUGCAGUACGUUAGCAGGUCGAAAGUCUCGUAGUGGUCGCAUCGCUUUCAUUAAUUGGAAAUGUGGACAGGUCGAAUGUGGACACAGUGGUGGAAAGGAUAAGCAAGAAAUCAAGGUGUAUUUUACAUUCGCUUGUGAUAGAAGCGACGAUCCGCAGUCAAAAAUCGUAUUCUUGUCACUGGGAGGGCCACAAACAUUGGUACACAUCCUCAAUAACUACUCACAAUAUCCAAAGCUAAUGUAUACUGUAAUCCGAUGCAUAAGAUCACUGUCGGUCUGCCAACAGAACAAGGCGGCACUAACCAGUCUGGGAUGCCUGCCUGCGUUGUACAAGGAAAUGUGCACUGCGGCAGAUGAUCGUGUACUGCUAGCAAUUCUUGUUGCUUUGAGAAAUUUGUCAGAUGCAGCCACUAACGAGGACAACUUAGCGCCAUUGGUAAUUCGCUUGCUUGAAAUAGUCCGUGUCGCAGAUGCAGCCCAAACUUCGUGUGCUUGCGGAAUACUGAGUAAUCUGACUUGUAAUAAUGUUCGAAAUAAGCAAACGCUGUGCACGAACCAUGGUGUGGAGUCUCUAGUGGAAGCCAUAAACCGCUUCCCCGAUGUUGAAGAAGCUACUGAACCUGCGCUCUGUGCUCGCGAAGAACGCGAAACAGUUGUCUCUUUGACCGUGGACAUUCUCGCCCACGCUGCGGCCACAAUUCGUGAAGAUCCGGCUGCAGAAAGUGAUGGAGUGCCAAUAUGGGGUGUAGUUGAAGGUGCCGUAUCCGCCUUGCACCAACUGGCAUCGCAUCCAGCAGUGGCAGCUCAUCUGUGCGAGGAUCCGGCUUUCUUGACCCUUAUAGUCGAGUUUCUCUCCAGAAGCGAUGUGAGUUCGGAAGGCUACGUGCUCAUUUACCCAGGAACUUCAGGUUUAGUGGUUUUAUAUCAGGUGCUGAAGACGAAUUGCUUGAGCGUGAAUUGCUCGGCCUUCAUCUACCAGCUUAGUAAGACUCCCGAAGGAGCGCGCACAGUUGAAGAAGCUGGUAUGAAUUUAUUAGAAGAUUGUUGCGUCACACCGAUCUUGGUCGAGGCCAUGCGAUCGGAACACAAAUCCGUUGCUACUUAUGCUUCUGGUGUACUGAAGAAUUUGGAGAACGACAAGCCAGCACCAUAUAGACAGAUUCGCCACCUAUGUGACGAAAUACAGUAUGAUGGCUCAGGAGCACCUGAUCUUUCCUAUCCUACCAAGUCAGCAGUCUUAGGAUUGUGA
Cooperia oncophora is the source of this 1260-nucleotide messenger RNA. Lineage: Eukaryota; Metazoa; Nematoda; Chromadorea; Rhabditida; Trichostrongylidae. The record is from the annotation of a GenBank genome assembly.